UCUCCUCUAAUUUGAUCAAUCAUGGCGGAAGCACUUGUGGGUGGAGCUUUUCUCUCUGCUUUCAUUAACGUUGUUUUGGAGAGGGUGUCUUCAGCUGAGUUUGUGAAGUUGAUCCAAGGAAAGAAGCUUGACCAAGACUUGCUGCAAAGGUUGAAUAAUGCUCUCUGUGCAGCUGAAGUUCUGCUUAUUGAUGCUGAGCAGAAGCAAAUCAAUAACCCAAGUGUCAAGAACUGGCUCCAUAAUCUCAGGGAUGCUGUCUACGUAGCUGAUGACUUGUUAGAUCGUGUUUUCACCCAAGCUGCAACUCAGAAGAAGGUUAGUAACUUUCUCCCUCGCUUUCUUCAUUUCCAAGAUAGGGAGAUUGUCAAUAAGAUGGAAGAGGUUGUUAGAAGAAUAGAAGAUAUUGAAAAUCGCAAGUAUAUCCUAGAUCUCAAACACAUUACCAGGGAGAACUUCUCUUGGAGGACUCCCUCUACUUCUCUCGUCAAAGGGAAUAUAUAUGGCAGGGAGAAUGACCAAGAUGCAGUUACUCAUAUAUUGAAAGAUGAUACUGAUGAUCAAAUAUCUGUGAUCCCUAUUGUGGGUAUAGGUGGUGUUGGAAAAACCACUUUAGCCCAAUGGGUGUAUAAUAAUGAAAAUUUGAUGAAGGAGUUUGAUUUGAAAGCAUGGGUUUGUGUUUCUGAAGAAUUUGAUAUUGUUAAGACUACAAAGACUAUAAUAGAGUCACUUACCUCUGGUGUUUGUAAGAAGAUGGAUUUAGAUUUACUUCAACUUGAUUUGAAGGAAAGAAUAGCAGGAAAGAAAUUCUUUUUUGUUCUGGAUGAUGUUUGGAGUGAUGAUUAUGAUGGUUGGAGUAGUUUUAAAACACCUUUUCAAUAUGGGAUUAAGGGAAGUAAAAUUCUCGUGACAACUCGUAGUGAAAAGGUUGCUGCCGUUGUCCAAACUUGCCUACCUUACCAUGUAAAUCAUUUGUCCGAUGAACAGUGUUGGUCAGUGUUUGCAGAUCAUGCGUGUUUUCCCAAAGCUAACGGGAAUUUGAUUCUAGAAAACAUUGGUCGGGAGAUUGUUAAGAAGUGCAAGGGAUUACCUUUAGCAGCGCAAACACUUGGAGGCCUUUUGCGAGCAAAACACAAUAUCAAGGAUUGGAAUGCUAUACUCACUAAUGAAAUGUGGGGGUUUUCUGCUAACGACAGUAAGAUCAUUCCAGCAUUGAGAAUAAGUUAUUACCAUCUCCCUCCACCUUUAAAACGUUGCUUUGCUUAUUGUUCUCUUUAUCCCAAGGAUUAUAAAUUUGGAAAAGAUGAAUUAAUCUUAUUAUGGAUGGCAGAAGGUCUUUUAGAGCAACCAAAGAAAGGAAAGACUUUAGAAGAAGUAGGUGCUGAAUAUUUUGAUGAAUUAGCUUCCAGAUUAUUUUUCAAACAACUUGAAAAUGAUAAUGACAAUCAUUUCGUGAUGCAUGAUCUCAUGCAUGACCUUGCGAUAUCUGUUGCUGGAGACUUCUAUUUUAGGUCAGAAGAACUUGGGACGGUUGACAAGAUUAAGAUUCAUACUCGUCAUCUGUCUUAUGGAAGGUUGAGUCAUCCAAUCUCAAAAAAUUUCAAUGCUAUUGAUGAAUUAAAAUUUUUAAGAACUAUUUUGCAAGUUGAUUUCUCACGUCCUUCGUUCAGCUUUGAAAGUGCCAUUUUGAUCAUACUAUCAAAGUUUAAUUACCUAAGAGUUUUGUCAUUCAACAGUUGUCGGGAACUUGAUAUAUUGCCUGAUUCUAUAGGUGAAUUGAUCCAUCUACGUUAUUUGGAUCUCUCUCAGACAAGUAUCAAAACAUUGCCAGAAUCAUUGACCAAAUUGUACCAUCUACAAACACUGAAGCUGUAUGAAUGUUAUAGUCUAACUAUGUUGCCAAGUGGCAUGCAAAAUCUUGUGAACUUACGACAUCUUGAUACAAGAGAAAGUUCUUUGAAAGAGAUGCCUGGGGGAAUGAGCAAACUAAAACAUUUGCAGUUUUUAAGGGAAUUCGUCGUGGGCAAACAUGAAGAUAAUGGCAUAAAGGAAUUAGGAGGCCUUUCAAAUCUUCACGGAUCAUUGCUGAUUCGUGACUUGGAAAAUGUUACUGACAGUGGUGAAGCAGCAGAGGCAAGAAUAAUGGAUAAGGCUUUCAUAAAAAGGUUGUCCUUGCGGUGCUCUAGGGAUAGUGAUUUGAAUACAACCUCAUCGCAUGCUGAAAGAGAAGUAUAUGACAAGUUACAACCUCACAAUGGCCUAGAAUAUCUAUUCAUCGUGAACUACAGGGGUACGAGAUUUCCAGAUUGGGUAGGACAUUCUUCCUACCACAGUAUGACUGAAGUAUGUCUCAGCUCUUGCAGGAAUUGUUGUAUGCUUCCUUCACUUGGACAACUAUCCUCUCUCAAGUCCUUGCGGAUUCAUAAUUUUGAUGGGCUUAAGACUGUUGGUACCGAAUUUUACAAGAACGAUAAUGGUCAUUCUUCUUUAGAAAGACCCUUUUUGUCCUUGGAGUAUCUGUCAUUUCAAAAUAUGCCAUGUUGGGAGGAGUGGUAUUCGUUUAAAGAUGAAGCUUUUCCUAAACUUAAAUAUCUUAGAAUAGAUGAUUGUCCCAAAUUGAGGGGACAGUUGCCUGAGCACCUUCCUGCUUUAGAAACACUACAGAUUUACAGAUGUGGUGAUCUUGUUUCUUCUCUCCCUCGAGCUCCCACAAUUCGCCAUUUAACUAUAUCCAAAAGCAUCAAAGUAAGGUUUGAAGAGUUACCAAUGUCAGCGCACAAUUUGUCAAUUAAUGGGUGCGACAUGGUGGGAUCCAUGUUUGGGGCCUUUGCUAUAACCCAACCUAACUGUCUCCGUGAUUUAAGAAUCUCUGAUUGUUCGCUUGCAGUAUCGUUUGUGGCGGAUUGUUUACCAGAAUGUUUGAAAAGACUGCGCAUCUGGAAUUGUGGAAAACUAGAAUUCCCGAAGCAACAACAUGAGCUGUUAGAAUCGCUGGAAAUCACCAACAGCUUUGAUUCACUCUCAUCUUUCCCAUCAGAAGUGUUUCCUAAUCUCAAGUAUCUGACAAUCUACAAAUGUAAAAAUCUGGAAUCUCUGUCGGUGGCACAGUCACAGGUUUCUAAUCUUCACAGUCUCAGCAUUAGUGAGUGCCCCAAUUUAGCGUGGUUCCCGACAGAAGGGUUUGCUGCACCCAACUUGACUGGAUUUGGUGUCAGCAACUGCGACAAGUUGAAGUGGCUGCCUGGUCGCAUGAAUACUCUGCUUCCGAAGUUGAAAGAUCUGUCAAUAAGGGAUUGCCCUGAAAUCGAAGCAUUUCCUGAAGGGGGUCUCCCGCCAAACCUGACAAAGCUUAAUAUCGAUAAUUGUGAGAAACUACUGAGAUGUCUGUCAUCAACGGGGGGGCUUCAGGGUCUCACUGAUCUUAGCAUUGGAUGUAAGAGUGGGAAGUCAUUCCCUUUGUUGCCACAGCUUCCCUCUCUUACCGCUCUGGGACUGUAUGAAUUUGAAAGUAUGGAGACAUUGGAUUGCAAGGGCCUAUCCCAUCUCACCUCCCUUCAAGUUUUGAACAUCUCAAACUGCUCCAAGCUGAAGAGUAUAGUGGGAGAAAGGCUGCCUCCCUCUCUGUUAAAACUCCAAAUAUAUGAAACCCCUUUGCUGGGAAAGCUCUGUCAAGAGAAGCACGUUGAAAUUUGGCCCAAAGUUUCCCACAUCCGUGGAAUUGAAGUUGAUCAUAGAUGGAUUAAGUGACUUAGGGUUACCAACAGCAACAGCGAAAACUAUUGCAUAUCAUCCUUUGACUUGCAAGAAGAAAUGAACGUACAGGCAUGGAGUUUACAAAGUCAAGAAAUAAUAAAUAAAUUGUGAUAAAGAAAAUUCGAUAACAAAUUAAGGAAGUUUAGUCGGCACUCAGCAGUGGUUGUUUCUUAAACCAUGUUUUUCAAAUUAGAAAAGGUAUCACGGCUACCUGUUCAGAUAAGUUAUUUUCGUUGGAGGAUAUACCCCUAUUGAUGGAGCUGAAGAGGGCUUUUGAUUUUACUGUCGUGAUAGAACAUCUCAAUUGCUGAAUAUUUACUGAGGAAGCUUGGCUUUUGAUAAUAACGGAAAUUAUAAUUCUUUGCCACCUGAACAUUUACUUCCAUGAAAGAAAAAUAGUUCUUAAAAGCGUGUCUUUACAGCAAGAUUUUCACAACUUGUUUGCUGGGACCAGUUGGAAGUUUGGGGAGCUCUUGGUGAUCAAUUUCAACUUCCAUGCACAAUUGAUGGCUCAUACACCAUAACAAUCUCAUAAUGCCAUUGUUGGGAUUCUUGGAGACACUUAGUUUUGUAGGAAGAAAGCAAUAUUUCUAUGACUACGAAUAAUGAUCUUCAUAUUCUCCUACUAUGCUUUGAUGCAACCUCCCUGUAUUUGUUUGCAAUUGACUCCGUUUGUUUGUGCACAAAAUAUUUGUUAUUUUUUAAACUUUAUAAACAUGCAUAAUGUUAAAAUCGUGUC
Abrus precatorius (Indian licorice) is the source of this 4489-nucleotide messenger RNA. Its product is annotated as putative disease resistance protein At3g14460. Gene Ontology annotation, molecular function: ADP binding. The transcript is spliced from 6 exons. Gene Ontology annotation, biological process: defense response to other organism. Bases 22 to 3744 code for a protein of 1240 amino acids. NCBI's taxonomy places the organism in Eukaryota, Viridiplantae, Streptophyta, Magnoliopsida, Fabales, Fabaceae. The record is from RefSeq and is a predicted model, not a curated record.